GAGCUUCGAAGGAGGCGAGGGAGGGCGGGCGUCCGCUUUCCGUCGGCACGGGACGUCACCUCCGGCGCGAGCGCGGCGGGCACGCUUACGACAUCCGCAGCUGGAUUUCCCGGCACGUCUAGAAAAGAAGGCCCCUCGCAUGGGAGUGUGAAGAGCGCAGCAGCAGCCAGAUCCACCGGUCAUACACGACAGAAACGAACCCACCAUGUAUCGCCUGCUUUGCCUGGUUGCUAACGUCGUCGUGAUAGCGACGGCAGCCGAUCCCGAGCCCGAGGAUCGGUGGAAACUAGCCCGCGCCAACAACUUCCUUGGCCUGAACUUACUCAAGGCCCUGCCGAGCAACGCAAACACGAACGUGUUCUUCUCGCCGUUCAGCGUGUCGGCGGCCUUAGGAAUGGCCUACAUCGGUGCCCGAGGUGAUACACUGGAACAGCUUACGCUUAACUUCGGCUACACCGCUGACGAACUCAACGAACUGAAGAUCCUGGCACUAUUCAAGGAGCAGCUAGAAGCGGCGCGCGACCUGCCUCACGAGUACACGCUAGACAUCGCCAACGCAGCUGUUGCUCAGGAAGGCUACGGUGUCCUGCCAAACUACACGCAGGCUCUGAUGAGCGCAUUUGGAGCCGAAUAUCUCGAGGCCGACUUCAGCAAGAAGGGGCAAGAGGCCAUCGACAAGAUCAACAAGUGGGUCAGCGAAAAGACGCACGGGAAAGUUCACAGUCUCUUUGAAGAGCCGCCGGACUUCUCCACGCGGUUGAUCCUGCUCAACGCCGUCUACUAUAAGGGUACUUGGCUCUACGAGUUCAACAAGCUGAGAACCAAGCCGCGCUCCUUCUACAACGGUGGUGUCACAAAGGUCCUGAUACCGAUGAUGAAGAUGAAGUCCACGCUGAACCACACGUUUGACGCAACGCUGAACGCUGACGUCGUCGACCUGCCAUACGUCGGCAACGACAUCUCCAUGACCAUCCUGCUUCCCAGUGAGCGCAACGGCAUCGAGCACCUCAAGUCGGCCCUCACCACGCAGAACCUGAACAAGGCCAUUGCCAGGAUGUACCCGAAAGACAUGAAGCUCAAGCUGCCAAAGUUCAAGCUCGACACCAAGUACACGCUCAAGCCAACACUCGAGGCACUGGGCAUCAAAAAGAUAUUCUCCGCGGACGCAGACCUCUCCGGUAUCAGCGGCGCCAAAAAUCUCUACGUCUCGGAUGUGUUGCACAAGGCCGUACUGGAGGUGAACGAAGAAGGCAGCGAGGCCGCGGCCGUGACCGGGUUUGUGAUCCAGCUACGCACAGCGGCGUUCGUCACGCCACCGCCGUUGCCGAAGGUGUACGUCGACCAUCCGUUCAUCUUCCUCAUCCGAAACGUCAACACCAACACUAUCAUGUUCCUGGGCGAGGUCAACGCUCUCUAAGUCACCGCGUUCCACUCACUGAAGCCACCAUAUUGUGCCAUUUCUCUGUCAUUAUGCGAGUUUUGCUGGCGACGAUGGAAAGGCGUGCUUUUCUUGCGCUGAAAACAGGACAUCAUCGACCAAUACUUGAAAACAUUUACUCGCCGCCUUCGGAGAUCACUGUCUCUAGAAGGGUACGUUUUUAUUAUACGUAGCAAUACUCUGACGACCCCUAUGAUUUAGGAUCAAAUUACGUAGCUGAUACUUAGUAAUCUACUUAUGAUACCCAUCUUCGUGCUUUGUGCUACGCACCAAAACUUCUGCAUCAAUGCGGACCUGGAAAUGUUUAGUCUAGUCUUCCGGCACGGGGCUUGAAUGCAUGUCACACAGUGGUUUAUUAUCCGCCCCCACUUCGUCGUCCCUGCAAACUCCUCAUAAUCAUAAAGAGUAUCACCAAUGUGAAGUUGAAAGGAUGUUUGUUUUAUGUGUGUUUAUAGCAUAUGUGUACAGCGUUGCAUCCGGACAAUUACGGGUCAAUAUACAGAUCACGGUCACAAUGCUGCGAGAAUGCUGUGAAAUAAAAUGCGUAUCUAUUUUUCGUUUUAA
Molecule: messenger RNA, 2002 nt
Organism: Rhipicephalus sanguineus (brown dog tick)
Lineage: Eukaryota; Metazoa; Arthropoda; Arachnida; Ixodida; Ixodidae
Product: intracellular coagulation inhibitor 2
Exons: 2
Coding region: 206-1417 (403 amino acids)
Molecular function (GO): serine-type endopeptidase inhibitor activity
Source: RefSeq, a predicted model, not a curated record